AUGGUUGUAGAUACCCCUGAUCCCUGUAAGUUGUCCAGUAACCAAAGGAUUGUCCAAAAUUAUAUGCCCAGAAGUGAUGGCAACACAGUUCUGGUACUGGUGCUCCAGCUGGGAUGGGUCACAGACGAAGACAAAAAAGUGAUGGCGACACUAAAGACCAUCUUCAGAAAGAAGGUUAGAGAUUAUAUGAUUGUGCUUUUUACUCGGAAGGAAGACCUGGGGGAUGAGGACAUUAAAGAUUACUGCAAAAACACAGAAAACAAGUUUCUUAAGAAGACAAUUAAAAAGUGUGGGAAUCGAGUUUGUGCUUUUAAUAACAAAGAAACUGGCCAAGCCAGGGAAGACCAGGUAAUACAUUUUAUGAAAAUGGCCAAUGAGCUGAUAGGUAACAAUAAAAAGCCCAUCAACAAAAGAACUACUGUGUUUCCCCCAAAAUUAGACAUCUGCCAAAAAUAA
This is a messenger RNA of Pipistrellus nathusii (Nathusius's pipistrelle), 456 nucleotides long. The record is from the annotation of a GenBank genome assembly. NCBI's taxonomy places the organism in Eukaryota, Metazoa, Chordata, Mammalia, Chiroptera, Vespertilionidae.